Molecule: messenger RNA, 1281 nt
Organism: Ilyonectria robusta
Lineage: Eukaryota; Fungi; Ascomycota; Sordariomycetes; Hypocreales; Nectriaceae
Exons: 5
Coding region: 1-1281 (426 amino acids)
Source: RefSeq, a predicted model, not a curated record
AUGGGUGAGCGGCGAGAUCAAAGAAGACCAUCUCUCGAUGCUCAAGAUGCGGCUCGCAGUCCUCACGGAUACAGGCAUCGGCCAUGGCAAGGAGCAAACGCAGAUUCGCCCAGCUCAACCACCCGCUCCGAUCUUUCCACUCGCAAUCCAGAAAUAUCCUCACAGCCCUAUGGAAAAGCCCACGACAGGAUCGACGAAUCGUCUCUUUCUCCCAACACUCAUUUCCCGCGCCCGCGGACUGGAGAGUCCGCCGUGUUUCCCCUGCAAGAUCCCCAGGAGGCUUGUCUGCUGAGAUACUUUGUCGAGGAGCUGUCACACUGGACACCAAACGGCAUACUGUACCAAGGACAACUUCUGCCGAAUCUGACGCCGCACGACGCUGUCGAGUAUACGUUGAAAUGCAUACCGGCGCUUCGAGAUUUCCACACCAUCCAAGACGACGAGCGCCUCGAGAGCAUCAUCGCCACGGCCGUCAUUCUCCGACAACUUGAGGAAAUCGAUGACGAAGAUGACGGCGAGGACCGGCAGGGUAGCCCGGGUGAGAGUCCUGGGGAGUCUCGACCGAAACACCAGGUCAACUUCCUCGCCAUCAUCGACGCAGUACUGCGCAGCGCGCCUUCGCAGACCCUCUUCGGGCGCCGGUCACUGAUCCAAGCGGCGUACUGGAUGGCGGUGAGGCAGGAGAUUUUCCAUUCCUUCACGCGACGGCAUCCGCCUCAGAUGACUCUGGAGCCAGAAUACGGCCAGGGCGCAUCCAAGGCCAACAAGAUUGUGCUACACACGGCGCAAGUAGCAAAGUGGCGUUUGUCUGAUCGCUCCGAGCAAGAAUGGCUGCGGCUUCAGAAACAGGGCGAACAGCUCGAGGAAGAGGCCGUUCGUGACAUUCAACCCUUCUUCACCCGCAAAGCAGACCGGUCCAAUGGGGAAAUAUUCCCCAUUAUCUGGUACUCAUCCGCCCUUGAGGUGACGAGCAUCCAGCUUGCAAUAAUUGCCAAGAUGGUUCUCAUGGCCGAGAACCCCUUCCUCACUGGCCAAUCAACAACACGUGCGCGAUGGCGAGAAAUUGAAAACGAGGUUAGACAGAUGAUCCUCGACCUGUGCGGCAUUAGCCUGUGCCAUCCUGCCUGUCCGCCGGCACUGGUCCACACGGCGUUCGGGAUGGAGCUCUACGGGGACUUUUUCACGGACCAUUACGAGCGGCUUGCGUUGCGAGGCGUGGUGGAAAAGCUCCGAGACGCCCGUGCCUGGCCCGUUAAGAAGUUGUCCAGCAUGUUUCAGUAA